AUAGGCAGCAGAUGGUGCGCCCCCACGGGCGCCUUACCUACGCCUCCCUACCUAUGAUAGCGCGCGGACGGGCCCGAGCCGCUGGGAGAACCACCAUCUCGCACGCGCCGCGCAUGCUUUGUACGCUCGAUGAUGCGAUGGCAGAUGAUGGCAGAUGCGAGUCCUAGACAGCUGCUGUGACGUACGUGCCUAGAUGCGCCGCUUGUGUGUAUGUGAGAUGUCGCUGCUGGCUGCUUGCUGCUUGCUGCUUGCUGUUUUUUUGAUUCCUUUUCAUCCGCAAGGUCGUUGCUUUUUGCUUUGCUGGGCUUGCAUCAGCCGUCCGUCGUCGUCGUCCAAGCCGCAUGCUUUUUUCUUUCCCGCGAAAAUUUUCUCGUCAAAUGCCUCGAGUAGGUGUGGUUGUGUUUUUCCCCUCCCUUGGAGGAGGCCCGUCUGGUCGUCUUUUGCGAGUCCAAUUCAGUUAGCAGCUUGCUUGCCUGCAGAUCGUCAGGUCGAACGAACACGGCGCCCGCGCGCGCUCGCGUGUGAUCGUCAGCGCGAUGCUGCUGUGAGCUCAGCUUAGCUCGCUUUUUUCCUUUGUUUUUCUCCAAUACUCUCCCCUUGUGCG
Molecule: messenger RNA, 604 nt
Organism: Aplosporella prunicola CBS 121167
Lineage: Eukaryota; Fungi; Ascomycota; Dothideomycetes; Botryosphaeriales; Aplosporellaceae
Exons: 1
Coding region: 194-559 (121 amino acids)
Source: RefSeq, a predicted model, not a curated record